AUGCCUAAAGUUGUGAAUAAACCAGUGAUGUUAUUUGGACUGGCGGCCAUCACUCUGUGCGUGGGUUACCUGGGCUAUCUGCACGCUGUGAAAGAAAAUGACCAGCAGCUUUAUGAAGCCAUAGACAGCGAAGGAGAGCGAUACAUGAAGAGGAAGACUUCUAAAUGGGACUGACAGCAAUGCACCAUCUGACUGAGAAUAAAUCAUGUUAUUUUAGACUAAAACAACAAAAUAAAAUAAAGACACAUCCAACCAGUCUAAGGUCUAAUGACGUUCCAACUCAAAGAUGAACAGGGAAGCAUCUGCAUCAAGAAGAAUUAAGUCUUUUUUUAAUCACAAUAAUGAGGUUUG
Molecule: messenger RNA, 351 nt
Organism: Cyprinodon variegatus (sheepshead minnow)
Lineage: Eukaryota; Metazoa; Chordata; Actinopteri; Cyprinodontiformes; Cyprinodontidae
Gene: smim8
Product: small integral membrane protein 8
Exons: 2
Coding region: 1-174 (57 amino acids)
Source: RefSeq, a predicted model, not a curated record